Messenger RNA from Hymenoscyphus albidus, 4710 nucleotides. The record is from the annotation of a GenBank genome assembly. NCBI's taxonomy places the organism in Eukaryota, Fungi, Ascomycota, Leotiomycetes, Helotiales, Helotiaceae.
CUUUCCUUCGACCAUUUUGCGACAGCCUCUCAUUCGUCAACCACAAAACACGUGACGACCACACCCACGACGCGCCUGCCCUGCAAGCCUCUGCCUCGCCUUCGCCUUCACCCUCGGUCGGCAAUAACAGACUGGAGCAGAUUCAUAGAUAAAAGGAUUGGACAUUGCGAUUGACGCUGACAAUCACAUUGCGACCGCAUCGCAUUGUCUUCAUCAUCAACACCACGAUCAGCAUCCAUCCCCAACUCAAUCCAUCUUUUCCUGCGUCUGCAUCUGCGUCUCGGUGCAGUGGCGCGACUCCCAUCAACACGAGGACGCUUUGGCUGUCUGGACCUUCGACCUUCCGAUCGCACCGACGCGCCUCAGGGAUUCAAUCAACACUACCACCCGCAUCGCAUCCGCAUCCCCAUCCCACCACCACUUCGACCGACCACCUUUCGCAAUCUUUGUAUAUUCACUCUCGCCGUGUCGCAAAUCAAUAGCGCACCACCUGCUUGCUAAUCCCCUCCCAGUCGCCACGUCCUCGUGACCCGGUAAGGCUACCCUACCCCUCGGCCGACUCCCGCGCCCCGUCGCUGUCAUAAAUUAUUUGCGUCUGCGCGAGGCUACCUGUCUCAUCUUCGCGACAAGCUAUUUUUUGAACUUGACCUUCGCGCCAUCCACUGCGUAUCACCUUCGACCGAUCGCAUCGUAGCGUCGCAUCCUUUUACUUUCGCGCAUUUCCCCACGCUACUUUUCUCUUCGUCAAUUGGUUCGGGUCGUUGGGCAAGGACUGGUCCCGUUGGUGUGUUGAUGGCCGUCAUGACGACUCAACAGCCAGAGGGAGUCGCAGUCGAGCAGAAGAUACAACCCGUUCCAUCAUCUGACAAGAUGGCUUUGGAUUUAGAAAUCAACGGGUGAGUCUGCCUCGAGUUCCUCUUCUCUUCGCGCAUCUCCUUUCCUUUCUUCUCUCAAACUUUGUACACUUAUUUAUCAAUGAAAUCUUUGCAGACAAACUCCUAGAGCUGAGACCAUUGUUGACUCUACCUCAUCUGAUCUUGCUCUGAACAAAUCCGCCGAGGCUACCUCACCUUCAACCGACGCAGUGAAUUUGACUUCGAAGGCGGUGGCCGUCAACGGUACCGCAAACGAUGAUGCAUUCGCCGCGAAUCAAACAAUCCCAACCCCUCCUAUUGAUAAUAACCCAGAGGUCGCGCAGAUAGAUAAGGAAGCUUCAAAUCUGCCGCAAGUCCCAGAUACAAACACAAACACCACCGCCACCGAGGCCGCGCCACUCUCGACAUCCCUCGAAAUACAACAACCAGACCCUUCGGCGCUUCUCGCAUCUACAGACUUGGCUGUAGAGGCAGCGGUGGACGAUACUGCAGCAGUAUCCACUGUGCCACCAGUGGUUGAGACGCAGGAAUCUGAUCUUCGCAAUACCAUCUCCUCUCCAAUUCCAUCUGAUUCCGCCCCGUUAGAUGCCGCGCAGAAUCUCACCCUGGGCCCCGAUAGCUCGCAAGAUCUCUUCCAAGAUACCAAUGACAGCUCCGGACAGCCUGUUGUCGCCGCGGCCGGGACUGAAGCUGGAGAAUCGACCUUGGAGAAUCCUCUCAAUGAGAUUUCUCAAGAUAGUCAGGUCGAUCAAACAGGACCGCAGAAUACGGAGGAUCUCAACAUGAUUUUAGAUGCGCCAAUUGCCGCAAAGCCAAGCGCAGAUGUUGACAUGAGUGCGACCACCAACGAUAGCACGCAACCAGAAUCUGCAGAUACCGCUAUGGUCGAUGUCUUGCCGCCGUCUCAAUCUUCAAACAAGCGCGACGCCGUCGAAGACGAAGAACAGCCACCAGCCAAACGAACCAAGACAGAAGAAACUGACGGUCCGGACGCAGGAUCAUCGUUUGCCUCCCGUCUUCAAAAUGGCACAUCUCCCGCACCAGCGACUAAUGGUCAGCCUGCAAAGGUUGGCGAGCCGGUGACCAAUCAUAUGAUCAAGGAAUGUGUGAAAAUCCUGAAGAACGCUGCGAGGACUGCUGCUGGAAAAAACUUCAAAGCUCCGGUGGCCACUCUCUGGCCAGGAUUGGCAGAAGCGUAUAACGCUAAGAUUGCCAAUCCUACAGACCUAGCCACGAUGGAGACCAACCUCAAAACCCAGAAAUACUCCACACUGCAGGAUUUCAAGGCCGAUGUCAACCUUCUUUACACCAAUGCCUGCGAGUUCAACGGAGAUACCCACUUGGUCGCGAAUUCCGCAAGGGAACUAAGAGAUUCUAUAUUUGAAAAACUCCGACGUAUUCCUCCAGAGCCAGCUCCAGUUGUCAAGAAGGAGAAGAAGCAGCCGAAGAAACCGACACCUGUUGCUGAAGCUGCACCUCGACCCCCACCUCCUCGAAGACUUUCGAAAGGAUCUGGCCAACCUGCACAAGCACAAACCUUCGCUUUGGACCCAGCCACCAAUACUCCACUUAUCCGACGUGAUUCUACCAAGAACGACAGCGGUCGAUUUCCAAAGCGUGAGAUUCAUCCUCCAAAAAACAAAGAUCUUCCGUAUUCAGCCAAACCCAAGAGCCGGAAGUUUGCAACUGAGCUUCGCUUCUGUGAAGAAGUGCUGACGGAGUUAAAGAAGGCGAAACACAGCCAUCUCAAUCACAUUUUCAUGGAAGCCGUUGACCCAGUCGCUCUUAACAUCCCGACUUAUUUUGAUAUAAUCAAAGAACCCAGGGACCUUGGCAUGGUCACUGAGAACCUCCGAACAGGGCAUUAUGCCAAUGCCAAAGAGUUUGAGAAAGACAUGCGUUUGAUCACUUCAAAUUGCUGCAGAUUUAACCCCUCUGACAACCCUGUACAUCAAAUGGGCAAGGACUUUGAGGCUCUGUUCAACUCGUUAUGGGCGAAGAAGAAUCAAUGGAUUUCAGAACAUUCCCCUGCUGCACAUAGCCCAUCACCUACAGUCGAGUCGGAUGACGAGGAGAGCGAUGACGAAGAACCAGAAGGGCAGGCUCCGAUGGCUGGAAGUGCUGCUGCUGCACGACUCAUUGAGGAGCAGGGCAAACUGAUCGCCUUGAUGACUGGAAACAAGAAGAAGGAUCAAGCAAGCAUUGACAUUCAACAACAGGUGGUGGAGAUGCUCCAGAAGAGAGUCAACGCUGAAGCCGAGACUGAAAAGAAGCCUAAGAAGGCAAAGGCGCCAAAGCCAAAGAAAGCUGCUCCUGCGCCAAAGAAGGAGAAGCCAACUUCCAAGAAACCUACCAAGAAGCCGCAAAAAUAUAUGGGUACAAUCGAAAAGGAAAUCAUAUCUGACGGACUCGGCUUAUUACCCGAGGACAUCUCUCAGACAGUUCUGGAUAUGAUUAAAGAUGACCAGGGCGGCAUUGACGUGAGUAUUCCGAAAAAGACAUAUCUGGUGUUUCUCCUACUAACAAUAUUUAGGUUGGUGAGGAUGGUACUCUGGAACUCGACAUUGAUGUCAUCAGCAUGCCAGUUUUGUGGCAAAUUCAUGCUAUGAUCAUGGAACACGCACCUGAAGUGGAAGCUACCGUCCGCGCUAGAUUUGCGGAGAGGGAGGGCCCCCGUACUCUGGCUAAGCCGGCACCAAAGAAGAAGAAUAAGCCUAUGAGCAAACAUGAGCAAGAGAGAAACAUCCAACACCUGAGAAAAGAGUUGCAAAGCUUUAACCAACCUUCUAAUCGCCCUGGCUCUGAAGACACUGUUCUCAUGCAGAGUAAGUUUGCCUGCAGAUAAAUAGUAACUCAAUUUGCUAAUGUAAUCCCAGCUGUCGAAAAACCAGAGGAAGAAUCUAGCGGGGAUGAGUCGAGUGACUCUGAGGAAGAAUAAAUCCGCAAUUCCACAUCUCUUUUUGUGGUUCAGCGAAAACUUGCGUGUACCAUUCCGGACUGCAAGAAAUAUCCGACUGUACUACCACGCCUCUUCACCUAACUACCUAACUUUGUUGAACAAACAAAGAAAAUGAUGUACAUUAUCUUCAAUUUUACAUCUGCGAAGCCUUUACGAUCGAUUCCCGCUAGCCAAAAAUUAUACAUCGAGUACCAACAAUUCACCCAGGAUGAAUACUGAAAGGGCUUGGGGCAUCAAAGAGAUGCACAAACAUGAGAUUGUAUCUCGUGGCCUGUAUGCAGAUUUCCACUUUUCUUUCCUUUUUGAUUUUCAUGAGAUGAGGAUACAAAGCGAGCAUGAUGAGAAUGGGAUGAGCUAAAUGAUCUUUUGCUCAUGUCACAACUUUCAAGUAUACCAUUUGAGACGACGAAAUUGGGGGGAGGGAGAGGUGGAGGAAAGAAAGAAACGAAAGCGCACUCUUCUGUAUGAUAAAGAUCGGGUGGAUGUGGAGUGGGGUGGGCAUUUGCAAAGAGGCAUUCAUUCGAUGCAUGGAGAAUCCAUUUUCUCUUCCUAGCAGGAGUGAUGGUGCUAGUAAGCAGAUAUCUACGAUUAGUAGAUUAUCUACUGCCUAUUUUUCUGGAGGCGAGCGAGAAAAGAAAAGAAUAGCGAUGAAUCAAUCCAUGAAUUGAAUUGGGUGAAAUGAUCGAUUUCCGCCAGUUCUUUUUGUAUUUGCUUUUUUUCUUUUCUUGAGAUGGGCCUGCUGGAUGGAUGGAUAGAUAGAUAGCUUUGUUUGUCUGCCUGCCUUGCCUGCCUUUGGCUGACGCUGCCCGCUGGAUUUGCACAGUAGGUAGAGUAGCGAGAAUCUGAAAGAAAAAACAUAUUAAUAAUACCUUGAAU